Messenger RNA from Eremomyces bilateralis CBS 781.70, 1691 nucleotides. Its product is annotated as putative actin cytoskeleton-regulatory complex protein. Gene Ontology annotation, molecular function: calcium ion binding; protein binding. Lineage: Eukaryota; Fungi; Ascomycota; Dothideomycetes; Eremomycetales; Eremomycetaceae. The transcript is spliced from 2 exons. The coding region runs from base 115 to 1329 and encodes 404 amino acids. The record is from RefSeq and is a predicted model, not a curated record. Gene Ontology annotation, biological process: endocytosis; actin filament organization; endosomal transport. Gene Ontology annotation, cellular component: cytoplasm; plasma membrane.
AUUCGUAGCAAUGAGAGCUCCAUACUCCGAAGUCUAAACGUGAUUCAACUUCCAACGACCAGACGACUGAGACUUGGGAACUGCACCUACAACGCCGUCAGAUUCCCAACGACCAUGUCGAAUAAAAAAAUAGAGCAAAGCGAAAUCGAGAAAUACUGGGAGAUCUUCUCCUCCCUCACCAACGGGGGCUCGCAUCUGACUGGCGCUCAAGCCGCACCUGUCCUCAAGAACAGCCAGCUGCGAGAUGAUCAGCUCGAGAAGGUGUGGGAUCUGGCGGAUGUGGACAAUGAUGGGAAUCUGGACUUCGAGGAGUUUUGCGUGGCGAUGCGUCUGAUCUUUGAUCUUGUAAAUGGGGAUCUAUUAGAUGUGCCGCAAGCGUUACCAGACUGGCUCGUUCCCGAAUCGAAGUCCCACCUGGUCCAAGCGAACCGCGCACUCACCGGCCGACAGCCGCAGUUCGAACGGGUCGAGGAUGACGAAGACGACACACCAGGCCUAAAAGAUGGAUUCGACUGGUACAUGUCCCCAGCCGACAAGUCAAGAUACGAGGAGAUCUACGACGCAAACCGAGACGGCCGGGGCGAUAUCACGUUCCACGCCCUCGAACCUCUCUUCUCUUCUCUAGACGUCCCCGACACCGACGUCCGAUCGGCCUGGAACCUGAUCAACCCCUCCGCCUCGUCCACCAUCGGCAAAGACGCCUCCCUCGCCUUCCUCCACAUCCUCGCCCAGCGCCACGAAGGAUUCCGCAUCCCCCGCAGCGUUCCUGCCAGCCUACGCGCGUCGUUCGAGCGCAAUCAGAUCGACUACAACGUGGACCGCGUGCAGACGUCCGCGCAACGGUGGGGGACCAAGUCGGACGACAGCACGGUGACGGGCCGUAAAGCCAAAUUCGGCGACGCGUAUCUCAGUCGACUGGGCGUCGGCGACCGCACCGCCUACCGACCGAAAGGCACGGACUUUAGCGGCACGCACACCACGGAAGACUGGGAAGAGGUACGGCUCAAGAAGCAGCUGAAGGAGCUCGAGGAGAAGAUCGAGAGGGUGGAGACGGCGGCGAAUAGCCGGUCCGGGUCGCGGCGGGAUCAGGGGAAGCCGGUACUGGUCAAGCGGGAGUUGGAGCAGCUGCUGGACUACAAGCGGCGGGAAUUGCGGGACCUGGAGCUCGGGGAGGGGACGGCGAAGGAAGCGCAGAGCCUUAAGAGCGUAUCAGAUGACAUUCAGACGGUGCGGGAACAGGUGGAGGGGCUGGAGGGGCAUUUAAAGACCAGAGAGGGGGUGCUGGCAGAUCUGAAGCGGCAGAUUGAAGCUGAACGAGCGGGCCGAUGAGAUCAAUUGUGUUGGAUCGGCGUAUGACCUGUAAACGGUGCGAUGGGCGAGCGGAAUUUGAUUUCGACAUGGACUCUGCGAUUGGAGCGUGUAUAGUUUGAUGAAGCAUUUAGCUGGAUGCCUAUCACCGGGUAAUGAUAGAAUUGGCCUCAUAUCAGUUGGAGGAUGCUUCUCCGCACCCCUCCGUCAUCAAUGACCAGUGUGGUACGACAUACUCCGUAUACAUACUUGUCGAUUCCUGUCUACAAGCUCGAACGCUGGCAGAGGGGGGAUCGCAAUUGGAGGGCAAGAAUCGUGAGAAUAAGUAGCAGUACGAGUAAGUACAAGUAUCUUCUAAUAGAGUAUCAACAUCUCUUUGAUCG